Messenger RNA from Penicillium samsonianum, 1602 nucleotides. RefSeq lists its product as uncharacterized. Gene Ontology annotation, cellular component: membrane. NCBI's taxonomy places the organism in Eukaryota, Fungi, Ascomycota, Eurotiomycetes, Eurotiales, Aspergillaceae. Gene Ontology annotation, molecular function: transmembrane transporter activity. The transcript has a single exon. The record is from RefSeq and is a predicted model, not a curated record. Bases 1 to 1602 code for a protein of 533 amino acids. Gene Ontology annotation, biological process: transmembrane transport; amino acid transport.
AUGGACGUGGAAACCGACGAAGCCCUCAAACCAACCGACCAAAGCACGCAAGAUGCCAACGACCUCGCCCAAUUCGGCCACGAGCAAAUCCUCGCCCGCAAGUUCAACAUCUGGAGCAUGCUAGCGUUAGCAUUCUGCGUGCUGGGGACAUGGUCGACCUUCGCACAGGAUCUCUCUGACGGUCUGAUCAACGGCGGCCCUGUCUCGAUCCUGUGGGGACUGGCUCUUGUUACAUUCUGCAACACCUGUGUCGCGCUCUCGCUAGGCGAGAUCUGUAGCAGCAUGCCCACUGCCAUGGGACAGGCGUAUUGGGUCUACAGUCUCUGGGACUCACGCUUCGGCCGAUUCCUCUCGUACAUGUGCGCUUGGAUUAAUGUUUUUGGGUGGUGGACACUAGCCGCCUCCCAGGUGGCAUUUAUGACGAAUUUCCUUCUCGGUAUGAAGGUUAUGUUCAGUCCAACCUGGAGUGGUGCAUCGAAGGGGUGGCUUGAGUUCGUGGUUUAUAUUGCGUGCGUCUUCGCCCUCACACUGAUCAAUGUGAUGGGUUGUCGGAAGGAGAAAUUCCUGCCGUGGCUGAACAAUUUUGUCGGAAUCUGGUUCUUUGGACUAUUCUUUGUUUUUUGCCUUGCCCUGCUUAUUUCAGUGGGCACGAAAGAAGGUCUCUCCUACCAGCCUGCCUCUUUCGCAUUUGGGAAGUGGAUUAACCAAACUGGCUGGCCCGAUGGCGUUGUCUGGUUUAUUGGUCUAGUUCAGGCUGCGUAUGGGCUGACUGCCUUUGACGCCGUCAUUCACUUGGUGGAAGAGAUUCCUGCACCCCGCAAGAACGCCCCGAAAGUGAUUUACCUUGCCGUGAUCUCUGGCGCCGUGAGCGGUUUCAUCUUGAUGAUGGUGUGCCUCUUCUGUAUUCAAAAAGUGAAUACAGUGGUAGACUCGCCUAGCGGCCUACCGUUUAUGGAACUUGUCCAAGAAACGGUGGGUCAGACUGGAGGCGCAGUGCUGAUUGCGUUGUUCAUUACGAACGGCCUAGGCCAGGGAAUUAGCAUCGUAACCACGGCAUCCCGCCUCACCUGGGGAUUUGCCCGCGACGGUGGACUUCCCUUUAGCACCUACCUAUCGGAAGUGAGUCCUUACUGGAAAGCCCCCGUCAGGGCACUCUGGUUCCAGGGAGCUAUUAUAGCGCUGGUUGGAGUUUUGUUCCUAUUCGCACAGACAGUGCUGAACGCGAUCCUCAGCGUCAGCACCAUCGCCCUGACCAUCUCAUACGGGCUGCCCAUCAUGACUCUGCUGCUCAUGGGCCGCGACAAGCUCCCACCUGGUGGCCAGUUCAACCUUGGGAGACUGGGUGCACCGGUAAACUGGGUAUCCCUUGUGUAUUGUUGUGUGACAACUGUCUUCUUUUUCUUCCCUGGCGCGCCCAACCCCUCGGGUGGUGAUAUGAAUUACGCAAUUGGUGUGUUUGGCGUCAUGCUUGUUAUUGCUGUGUCGUUCUGGUUCGUCCAAGGCAGUCGCACCUAUCUCAACACCGAGGAGUCGAUUCCUCAUGUUAUCCAGGCCCAUGCGGUUGCGAAUGACCCGCUGCCUGAGCCAAAAAAGGAAGACUGA